AUGACUGAAGUUGUCGAUAAGGUGCUGGAAGCGUUGAGGGGAAAUAACUUGGAUAAAAAAAUCGAUGCGUUGGCAAAAUUAGAAGAAGAGUUGAUAGAAGAAACGCCACUGGAGCCACAGGAAAUUAAUCAACUUAUACCACUCCUAAAAGAUGCGGUUAAAGGUUCACAGGUGGCUCUUUCCAAUGCCGCGCUCACAUGUCUAAAUCCAUUUGUAUCUUUAAUCGCAGAAACUCAUCCAUCUCAAUUUAAAAAUGUGGUUUUGGCAUUUGCGACUGUUGUCGUAGAUAAACAAGGAGAUUCAAAAGAUAAAACUAGAGAUACAGCACUUCAG
Molecule: messenger RNA, 333 nt
Organism: Acaulospora morrowiae
Lineage: Eukaryota; Fungi; Glomeromycota; Glomeromycetes; Diversisporales; Acaulosporaceae
Source: the annotation of a GenBank genome assembly